Crotalus tigris (Tiger rattlesnake) is the source of this 7152-nucleotide messenger RNA. RefSeq names its product golgin subfamily A member 4-like. Gene Ontology annotation, cellular component: Golgi apparatus. The transcript has 22 exons. Bases 220 to 6480 code for a protein of 2086 amino acids. NCBI's taxonomy places the organism in Eukaryota, Metazoa, Chordata, Lepidosauria, Squamata, Viperidae. Gene Ontology annotation, molecular function: small GTPase binding. Gene Ontology annotation, biological process: Golgi vesicle transport. The record is from RefSeq and is a predicted model, not a curated record.
CAUUGUUUGAUCACCUGAGGCUUAUAAACGGGGUAAAGAGGUAAAGCGGAUGUGGGGGGAAUAGGGCGAGAAGGAGAUUGUGGCAGGUCGCUUUUCACAGUGCUUCCGCGAAUCUUCGAAGAGGCAAAGCCACUUCGAGACCGUUUGAUGCUCUGAGGCUUGCAAAAGAGAAGGCUUUCCUCUGGCCGUACCUUUCGUUUGCUUCAGCCGAUCGCCGUCAUGUUCAAAAAACUGAAGCAGAAGAUCAGCGAGGAACAAACUUCGGGCCGCGGAAGUCCUGCGGGUAGUACUUCAGCGUUUCCUCAGAGAUCUUCUGAAUCUUCUGCGCUGUCACCAUCAAUACACAGGAACAGAACAUCAUCUCUUACAGAGCAAAAUUAUGACAGUACUUCAACUCCUAAUAGAGAGCUACUAGCUGGGAUGAUAACAGAGCCUGCUUUUCUUUCUGAAUAUACUGUUUUUGCUUUGGAUCCUACCAAACGACCUAAGCCAAAGAGUGAGUGUGUGAUAAUAUAUAAACAAAAUUCUAGCAAUAAUGAAAGUGAACCAUCUUCUCCAGUGGAAGUUAAAAUGGAUCAAAAAACAAAGAGGCAUCUUCAAGAAGAAUUUGCUGCAUCCUUAGAGGAAAAGGACCAAAUUAUCAGCGUCCUGCAGACACAGGUAUCACUACUGAAGCAACAAUUACACAGUAAUGAGACAAACAUUGAACUACCGAAUCCAAAUGUUCAAACUCAGUCACAAGUUCAGAGUCCUGUAAAAGAUCAGAAUAUGGAAAAUACUUUGCAGUCAGUGGGUCCUGUUGGUAAUGAGAAUGCUGAUAAAACAAUAGAAUCUCUAACUCAGCGAGUAAAACAUCAAGAAAACUUGCUUCAUCAGUGUAAAGAAAGAAUUAAAUCUCAGAAGGAGCGCUUAGCACAGCUGACCAGUGAGAAAGAAGUGCUGCAGGAACAACUAUAUGAGAGGCUUCAGGAGCUAGAGAAAAUAAAGGAUUGUCAUAUGGCUGAAAAGACCAAAUUCAUUACUCAGCUACGUGAAAGCAAAAACUUGAUAGAACAGUUAGAGCAAGAUAAAGGCAUGGUUAUAGCAGAAACAAAACGGCAAAUGCAUGAAACUCUGGAAUUGAAGGAGGAAGAAAUUGCCCAGUUGCAUAUUCAUAUCAAGCAGAUGGUUUUGCAGAGUAAAGAACUAAAAAAACAGAAAGAUAAAUCGGAAAAAUCUGCAUUUGAACAGCUUGAGAAAGCUUUAAGUGCAGCUCAGAUGGCUGAAGAAGCCCACAAGAAAUUGCAGGCAGAAAUGGAUGAAAAAAUCAAAGCUAUUGAAAAAGCAAAUGAAGAAAAAUGUGUGAGCCUUCAACAGGAAUUAACAAGGAUGAAGCAGGAAGUGAAAAAAUGCCAGAAGAAUCACCUAUGGGCGAUGAAAGAGAAAGAACAACAAAAUUUAUUAGCUUUAGAAGAAAUAGAAUUGCAGAAAAAGGCUCUACAGUCAGAAUGCAACAAAAAACUUGAAGAUAUGCAACUGGAAGUAGAAACUUUCCAAACAAGAAUUCUUGAGCUGGAAAGUUCCCUUAUGAAGUGUCCACAGAAUGACAAAAGCCGGUUGGAAGAACUGACUACUCAGAUAGAUUCAGACAAAAAUGAGCACAAUAAAAAAAUAGCUACUAUGACUGAAAAACAUAAAAAAGAAAUUGAAUACACGAAGCAGCAAGAACAGCAACAUUGGAAAGAACAGUUUGACAUAUUAACCCAGCAGCAGCAAUCAGAAAUGGAGAAACUGAGCAAACAUCAUGAAGAAGAAACAGCUAAGCUGUUAAAAGAAAAAGAGGCUAUAUUUCAUGCUCAUAUAGAAGAAAUGAAUGAAAAAACUUUAGAAAAGCUUGAUGUGAAACAAACAGAGCUAGAAGCACUUUCAUCUGAAUUAUCAGAUGUUCUGAAUAGCCGUCAAAAUCUUGAACAAUAUAUUUCUAAGUUAAAAGAAGAUGCAAAUAAAGCAAAGGUGGAGUUUGAAGCCAAACUUGAUCAGCAAAGAAAUAAUCAUAAGGAACAAAUUGAAGCUAUUUUUAAAGACCAGGAAGUAACUGAGAAAUCAUUUAAAGAAGAAAUUAUUCAACUCAAACAAUUCUUGGAAGCAAAAGAGAAGAGUGAAGAAGAAUCAGAGCAGAAAAAAAUGAAAGAAACUCUAGGAAAAGCUGAGUCGCAAUGUAAAAGAAUGUCUGCAGAAUUAGAUGUUUUAUGUCAGUCCAGGGAAGAUAAUGCAAGUAUUUAUGAAAACAAGUUUAAAAAUUUGCAAGAGAAAUUGGAAGUUAUAAAGGAUAAAAAGUCAAAACUUGAAGAACAGGUUGUAAAAACUGAAACCCAGCUGAACGAAAUCAAAACUGAGUUAGAUUUUCAGACAUCCCAGGUAAAUGAGCUGAAAUGUGAAUUAGAAGAAGAAAAGAGAAAAAAUAUUCAGAACACCUCAUUUCUGACAGAAAAGUAUGAAUCACAGUUAAGAAACCUUGGAGGAGAGAUCAGUCAGUUAAAAAGUCAUUGUACUGGCAAGGAAAGUGAAAUUGGACAAAUAAAGCAUCUCCUGAAUCAACAAAUUGAAAAGUAUAGGCAGCAGUUAUCAAUCAAAAAAGAAGAAAUGAAUGUUUUAAGGGACGAAUAUGAGCUCAAGUUAAAGCAGCAAGAGACACAAACAGAGGAAGCUAUAGAAAAAAUAAAAAAUAUGCAGGAAGAAUUUAAGCAAAAACUUUCAGAACAAGAAGCAAAACUAAAAAGUGAGAUUGAGAGCAACCAGUUGGAGUUUAGUCAGAAAGAGAAGCAGUUCACUUCAGAAAUGCUGGAAAUGACUCACGCCAGUUCACUUGGAAUAAAUGAUGCUGUUUUAAAACUGGAGAUGAAUCAGAAGGAGCAACUAAAAAGCAUGGCUGAAGCUCACAAACAAGAAGUGGGUGAAGUGGUACAUCUUUCGGAGAAGAAACUAAAACAAGAGGUUGAAGAACGUCAGGAAAAACAUGAAACAGAAUUGCAAGAAAAAGAACAGGAAAUAAGAGACCUGAAAGAAAAGCUGGCCACCUUUGAUGCUGAAAGAGAAGGGAAUAAUGCAGAGAUUACCUGGUUAAAGGACGAACAUACAAAGAAAGACAAAACUAUACAUGAACUUCAAGAACAACUGCAAGAGACAUUAGCACAAGUGAAUCUUUUGACACAAAAAGAAAGUGAUUUAAAGAAACAACUUGUAAAAUUAGAGAACGAUCUUAGUUUUUCUUUGAAAGAGAAAAUAACAGUACAGGAACAGCUUAAUGAGAUAAAGUUAAUAGAAGAAAAAAAGAAAUAUGACAUUGUGGAACUGGCAGAUAAAUUGAAAAUGUCUGAUGCUGAAUACCAGGCCUUAAAACUGUCACAUCUUAAAGAACAGGAGAAUUAUGAGACAAAGUUAGAAAGGGAAAAAAAUGAGUUUCGACAAAAACAAGCUGAAUUUGAAAAUUUCAAGAGAGAUAUAAUUACAAAACUGGCUGAUUACCAGCAAAAAGAAGAAGCGUUAUUGAAAAUAAAAAUUGGCGAAUUGGUUAAACAAUGCAGUGAAAAAAUUUCUUCAAUAACAGUUAAAAUUGCUCACUGUCAGCAACAGAUAAUAAAAAUUAAAGAAGACAUAUUAAUUAAAGUCGAUCAAGUUCCAGACUUAAAAGUUCAACUUGAACAAUUAACAGAGAGUCAUGUAACUUUAAACAGUAGUUUACAAGAGUCAAAAAAGCACUUGGAGGAAAAGGAGUAUUUAAUGAUGUCUAUGAAAGCAGAUGUAGAUAAACUUCUAACAGAAAAAGAACUAUUGGAAAAAGAAAGUUAUCUCCAGCAGCAAACGGCAACAGAGAAGGAAUCUUGUAUCACAGAGCUGAAGAAAGAAUUAUCUGAGUAUAGUAAUAUUGUUACUUCAAUGAGGGAGGAGCUAAAUGAGAAAAAAGCAGAAAUCACAGAUCUUAACAAGCUUAUUAGUGAAUUAAACCUCAGACUUGAAAAGAGCAUAUCAGAAAAAGAAACUGCCACAAUGAUGUUAAACAAGCAACACAGAGAAAACCAACUGCAGUUACUGAAUGAGAUGGAAGUACUAUCUUCCAAAGUUGAAUCAUUGAGUGAAGAUAAAGUUACUGCCCUGAAACAGGUAGACCACUGGGUGAACAAAAUGUCAGAAUGGAAGAAGAAAGCUCAGUUGAGAUUUACACAAAAUUACAAUACUAUUAAGGAAUUACAAAGCAAGAUUGAACUGAGUAAUAACCAAGCUAGUGAAAAAGAAGAAGAACUGAAUAGAAUAAAGGAUGAGCAUGAUAAACAAACAAAACAGUUAGAACAUUUAAAAUGUUUAAUGGAACAAAAGCAGGUCAGAAAAGAAAAACAGGAAUCUGAUUUGGUUGCUGAGAUAAAAAUCCAUACAGCGAGAAUUGCUGAAUUAGAAGAGCAUAUUGCUCGGAAAACAGAAGAAAAUGAUUAUUUAAUGGGAGAAUGUAAAAUAUACCAUGAACAAGACAAUGAGCAAAAAGAAAUGGCACAACAACUUCAACAGGCUCGGAAGGCACUAGUAGACAAGGAUGACAACCUGAAGGAGAUGGAACAAAAUGUCCUAACUUUUGAGAAAAAAAUGCAGGUUAUGGAAAUUGUCCUUGAAGAAAAAUCAAAAGAAUUUGAAGGAAUAAAACUGGCUCUAUUGAAAACAAAAGAAGAAGAAUUAAAGGCUUUAGAAGAAAGACUUAUAUCAGAAGCAACUUCUAAAAUAGCAGAUCUGAAAAAAAAGGCUGAACACAAAAUUGCUUCUAUUAAAAGGCAGUUGACGACUCAGGUGGAAGAAAAAGAGCAGCAAAAUAAGCUACAGAAAAAAUUGGAAGAAAAAGAAAAGAAAAUUAUGUCUUUAGAAGAAAAGAUUAAGUCAAUAGACUCAGAUUUAGAAAAAGAGUUGAUAAAGAAAGUAGAAACAAUAAAGGUUUCUGCAGAGCAAGAUAAAGUCAUUGCUUUAGAGAAUAUGCAACAGAUGUAUGAUUUAAAAAUUAAUAUUUUAAAAAAGGAUUUAUUGGAUAAGGAGAGAUUACUUGAGAAGUAUAGUGAGGAAGCAAAUACAUAUAAUAUUUCAAAGAUGAAGGCUCAGGAGCAACAAGAGGAACUUCUUAAAAGGUCUCAAGAAGAUAAAAAUAAAAUUAAAAAUCUUCAACAAGAACUGGAGGAACAAAUCAAGAAACAGGCUUCAUUACAUGAACAACAUAUCAAGUAUGAGAGUGAAUUAAGAAAUAUCAAAGUCGAAUUGAAAAACAAAGAACAAAAUAUGGAGAUUGCAAUUAAAGACUUAGAAAAAAAGCUUCAAGAAAAGGAGGAAAAAGGGCAGUCUUUUGGUGAGGAUUUUAUGAAAGAGAGAGAACAACAGAGGAUUGAGAUGGAAAAUAGGAUUUCAGAAUAUAAUGAGAAAUUAAAGAGUCUGCAAGAGCAGUUAGAUGAAGGAAGUGGCCUUAUAAAAACUCUGGAAGGAAAUAUAGAAGAAAAGACUAAAUCAGUCUUUGAACUUCAAAAGAUGGUUAAUGAGUUGCAGAUGCAACAGAAAGAUUUGCAAGCAACACUGAAACAAACAGAGCAAGAGAAACAGGAACAGCACAGAGAUCUGAUUAAGCUUCAGAAGGAUUUGCGUACCUUGCGAAAAGAACAUCAGCAAGAGCUGGAAAUUAUGAAGAAAGAAUCUAGAGAAGAAAUGGAACAAAAAAUAAAAUAUGAACAGGAAGACAUUGAACUAAAGCACAAUUCCACAUUAAAGCAGCUAAUGAGGGAAUUCAAUACCCAACUGGCACAAAAGGACCAGGAAUUAGAAAUGGCUGUAAAAGAAACUAUCAGUAAAGCCCAGGAAGUGGAAUCUGAAUUGAUAGAAAGUCACCAUACAGAGACAGUUCAACUGCAUAAAAAGAUUUCGGAAAAGGAUGAUGAUCUACAAAGAACAGUGAAAAAGUAUGAAGAUAUACUUGAGGCCAGAGAAGAAGAAAUGACCAAAAAAGUAAAUAAAUUAGAGGAACAGCUGGUGCAUUUAAAAGAGGACUACAAAAAAAGAUUGGCAUAUGAAGAAAGUCGGAAUGGUGAUGAAGAAAACAUAGCAGAACUUCAGGCUCAGCUAGCCCAGAAGACAACACUUGUUAAUGAUUCAAAAUUGAAAGAACAGGAGUUCAGAGAACAGAUUCACAUACUACAAGAUAAGUUGAAAAAUUAUGAGAAGGCUGUGUAUGUCACAACAGUUAAAACACCUUAUAGAGAUGGGAAUCUUUGCCAUUCAGAUGUUUCUCUUUUUGGUGAACCAACUGAGUUUGAAUACUUGAGGAAGGUGGUUUUCGAAUAUAUGAUGGGCCGUGAAACAAAGACAAUGGCAAAGGUUAUAACUUCAGUGCUGAAAUUUCCUCCUGAUCAAACUCAGAAGAUCUUAGAACGAGAAAAUGCUCGAACAUUGUUCACUUCACCUCCCGUGGUAUCUUCUGAAUAAAUCAUCAAUCAGUGCUUUAGUUAGUACGUAGCUCUGGUUUUGAUCCUUAUGUUGAAGAACUUGCAACAUAUGCACUUUGUAAAAGAUUACAGAACUUGGAAAUCAGAUCAUACCCUCAAAUUAGCUCUUUGAAGUAUGGAGUAGACAGAAUAGCUUUGAAAGGAAUACAGCAAGGAAGGAAAGAUUGACAGUUGGGACUAUGAAUAUGUUAACUUUUUGCCUUUAAGAAAGAUUAUUCAUCAAGUGCUGUGUGCUUCAUUUGGAUAUAAUUUUCAGUUUAGCUUUAUAAUUUUUUUUAAAGGAAUCAAAAUAUUUUCCUUCAAUAGAGCUUUCACAAAAAUGAAUGAUUCUAUUUAUUUUAUUGUGGGUUUUGUCUCAUAUAUUACAUAUUGUCUGAAAUAAUUUUGCAAUACAUUCUGAAUAGGGAAUUGGCUAUUUUCCUUCUAUUGUUCAUUAAAAGCCUCUAUUUUUAAGCUUUUGCUUAUAAUGAAUCCAGAUUGCAAGACUUCAUUUAUUAAUAUAUAGCUUUUGUACUAUAUUUUGUGAGAAAUAAAUUUACACUCUUAAAAUUUGUAAAUAGAUACUAUUUACUUGUAUUAUAAGUUGAUCUCUGAUUGUUGGCAACACUAAUCUUGCAGAGCUGGAAAAAAAUAAAACUUUAUUUACUGUACA